UUUGCAUUCCAACAACACCACACCUUCAAAUCAAAGUCACACAUAUUUUCACUCAAAUCAUCCCAAAAAAUGUCUUCUCACGAGCAAAGCUACAGAGCUGGUGAAGCCAAGGGCCAUGCUCAGGAGAAAACCGGGCGUGCGAUGGACACGGUGAAGGACAAGGCCCAGGCGGCGAGGGACAAGGCCUCGGAGGCCGCAGACGCAACGAGGGAGCGGGGCAGCGAGACCAAGGAGCAGACGGGGAGCUACGCGCAGGCGGCCAAGGACAAGGCGUCGCAGAUGGCGGAAUCGGGCAGGGAGACUGCGGCGGCGGGGAAGGAGAAGACGGGAGGGUUUUUGCAGAAGACCGGGGAUCAGGUGAAGGGGAUGGCGCAGGGCGCCGCCGAGGCGGCGAAGCACACUUUCGGGAUGGCGGAGGAGGAGGAUAAAGAAGAUGUGUUUAAGAAGAGAGAUACCACUAAUUAUUAA
Messenger RNA from Salvia splendens (bonfire salvia), 468 nucleotides. Its product is annotated as late embryogenesis abundant protein Dc3. NCBI's taxonomy places the organism in Eukaryota, Viridiplantae, Streptophyta, Magnoliopsida, Lamiales, Lamiaceae. The record is from RefSeq and is a predicted model, not a curated record. The transcript is spliced from 2 exons. Bases 70 to 468 code for a protein of 132 amino acids.